CCCGCUCCCCCCCCCCCGCCCACGCACACACGCACACACGCAUCCGCCUGGUCGCGGCCUGUUGCCAUGCCAGUCCCGCCCCCCGUCUCUGCCACGCCGGAGGACCCGUCGGCUGCCGGCCAGUCGCCGGAGUCCCUGUCGCUGGGCCUGGACCCGGUCCUUUCGGAUUCGGAUACCGACCAUCACCAUGGCGAUGUGCUUGCUCUCGGGCCGAUCGCCGACAGCGACGAUGACGAGGCCCCGGACGCCGGGGACCUUGGGUCCCUGCCGGCGCUAUUGCGCCCCGGGGGGCCGCCACCCCUUGGCGCCGGGGCCGCGGCAUCUGAUGCCUUUGACCGGGACGUGGCCGAUGCCAUCGCCAAGAUGUCCACCAUGUUGACCGAGGCAAAGCGGGCCCUCGGGCCGCUGGUGUCACUGCCGCCUGCCAGCACACGGGCCAAGCAGGACGCCGCACGCCUGGCGUCUACCAUGUCACUACUGUGCUUUGGCUUGCUCGGGCCGUCGGCCGAUGCCGAUGCCUUCCCGGCCCAGCGGACCGCCGGGCGCACGCCAGGCGCUCAACCUUCCCCCAGCCACCCGGUGUCCACGGAGCCGCUGUCAUCGAUCGUGGCCGCGGCCCUGGCCCCGAGCAUGGGCGCCACCGGGGCCGGGGCCACCUUCACAGCAGCCGAGUCGCCGAUCGUCGGCCUGGUCCGGGCACUGGAAAAUUUGGCGGCCGACGCGUCGACCAGUCUGUCCGCCGCCGGGGGCAGCAGCAGCAGCAGCAGCAACACAGCCGCGGCCUCCAGCCCGGCGGUGUCCGACGGCCCGGACCCGGGCUCGGGGCUCGGCUCGCCGGAGUCUCCACUGGCCGGCGAACGCCCGGCCACGCCGGAUGGCGACCUCCCGGCCGCCGAGCCGGACGAGUAUGCCGCCCGAUCGGAGGCCAUCCUGCGGGGCGACCUGCGCGCCUUGCCGCCCCGGCUGCGGCCCAUCGCCCUGGAGAUCAUCCGCCUGCGCACGGCCUCGGCCGAGCGACCUCCCUCGCCCGGGAACGGGGCCCUGUGCGCGGCGUGCGCCGGGCCCUUUUCGCCACCGCCGCCACCGGCGCCAGCCACCGGUGCCGUGCGCAGUUUCUUCUCCUCCCCAUCGAGCAUGAUCUCGCGCAUGGGCGGCUAUGCCUCGUCCACGCCGACCCCGCCCUCCUCCACGGCGGCGGCCGACUCGCAGGCCAUCGUCCGGGCCUUGACGCUGGAGAUCACCCGGCUAAACCAGGAGAAUGCCUCGCUCAAGUCCGCCCUGGACGCGGCACGCGUGGCGGCCUCCUGUGCCAGCCCCUUCGCCGGGGAGCGCCGGUCGGAUUUCUCGCUGGAUGUCGGGGCCACCCUGGCAGGCGGGUCGCCGGCCGCCAGUGUCCUGCAGCUUGGGCGCUCGCCGAGCUUCGAAGAGCGCCUCCAUCGGCACGGUUUGCUGGACACGCCGGCCGAUCCGGCUGCACUGGGCCUCCCCCUGGCCGGGUCCUUCACCGGGGCCGGGGUCGCCCUGCACGAGGCCGGUGGCCCUCCCUCCCUGGCGGAGGGGCCACUGACUCCGGUUCGCCAGGGCCCGGGCGCAGGGCCUGACCAGCUCCACCGCUACCACCACGGUCCUGGGCCCGGCCCCGCCGAGGACCUGAUGCUGGGCGCUGCUGGGGGACCAGACCCCGGCCAGCACGGCUCCAGCGGGGCCGUGCUCUUUUAGCCGGCGCGCCGGAGAUAAUACACCCCUUCGUUGGCACA
Molecule: messenger RNA, 1757 nt
Organism: Fonticula alba
Lineage: Eukaryota; Rotosphaerida; Fonticulaceae
Exons: 3
Coding region: 67-1719 (550 amino acids)
Source: RefSeq, a predicted model, not a curated record